Messenger RNA from Xenopus laevis (African clawed frog), 5568 nucleotides. It is a transcript of the gene umodl1.L, whose product is annotated as uromodulin-like 1. The transcript is spliced from 18 exons. Bases 536 to 3877 code for a protein of 1113 amino acids. The record is from RefSeq and is a predicted model, not a curated record. NCBI's taxonomy places the organism in Eukaryota, Metazoa, Chordata, Amphibia, Anura, Pipidae.
UUUACUACAUGGCUGUACAAAGGGCAUACAACAGUGCUUAGUAUAUGGGGAUGUUUAAGAGGAACAAUUAUGCACCCCAUAGCUUUCCAGAACGUGCGUCGAUGUUUUAGUAAAUGAUCACCAUAAUCUUUACAGGUGUCCAGUCAAAGAUCUUCUUUGGUCCUUGUGUGCAACGAUAGUGCAAAGAGCACCAUGUCCAAAGUGGGGCACACAUACAAUAAUGCACAUUUGCAAUGAACUCCUAUCAUUAUGAUUCAUAGAGAUGUUGAAUCCUUUGCAAGUCACUUGCAUGACAGAUCCCAAUUCACACAUAAGAGGCAAUUAUUGUGCCUGAAAGAGGCACAGGUGGUGCAGGCGAAGGGGAUUGGGUCUCCAAGAACAACUUAAUGAGGUUGCACGGAAAGGAAUUCCCAGUGGGGUUUCUCUUGUGAUCCCAGUUCCAUGUUAUCCGCUGCAGGUGAAACGCAAAAGCUCUUGUUUCUCAGGGCUGAGUCGUCUCAGUCUUCUUGUUGAUCCACACUAGAAACCCCUGGAAAUGUUUGGGGCAACUAUAUUAUGCGUGGCGGCUCUUUGCCUGACUGCGGGACUGGCCAGCGGGGAGAUGCUUGAGAGUAUGAUUUCUCCUUACAGCUAUCACGUCUGUGAGUACCCGGUGACACGGAACGUUUCCAAAGUGGUUGCUUUCCAAACUCCUUACGAAGCAGCAGUGCCCUGUCCUGGGUGGCUCCCCUGGAGACUUUGUUCAAAAACACAUUAUAGGAUGGAAUACCGCACCAUAUUCCUCGCGGAAACCACCAACGUGACCCGGUGCUGCGAGGGAUACGAGAAUGUGGGUCACUAUUGUGCAAAAUCUUUAGAUACAGGUGGUGGAGUCAAUUCAAGACCUGGUAAAUGUUCCACAAUACCUGAGGGAAUGGCAGGACCCAGCUGUGAAUUUGACUCUGACUGUCCUGGACUGCAGAAAUGCUGUGGAUUCUCCCAUGGAUCAUUAUGUGUCCCUCCCGCAGCUCCUGCUCUGGACAGGAACACAAUCAAGUAUUGGUACAAUGGCACCAUCAUCAUAAAAAUGGGAUUUAGUGAGCUCUGCCAUGUGGACCCUGGAUUCUACAAUCACACGAGAUUAUUACAUUCCAUGAUUAGUGGGGCAUUGUGUCCUCUAAACACCUCCAUCCAUCACAUCUCUACAAAGCCUGAUGGAACCUUUGCAGUGAAGUCUCAGAUCCUCAUUGGGAUAAAUGAAUCAGAAUCUCUGCCUAAUAUUUUGGCUACGCUUAACAGCAUUGUGACCCGCAUACCAGAAAUAAUCAGCAUACACCUAGAAGAUAUAAACGAAUGUUUGCACCAGGAGCUUCACCCUUGUCUGCCGGAUGAGCUCUGCACCAAGGAGAAUGGCUCAUAUUACUGCAGCAGAACCAGUACCACUGAACAGAUCAAACCUCCUUUGCACCCAUCUUAUUGGACAACAGAAUCCCCUCUAAUGGCUUCUCAUGAACCAGGACAUGAAAACCUUUCUUCUCGACUCCUUCCACCUCCAGUCGGCAGCAAUGGAACCAGGCUUUUCUGCAACUGCUCAAUGUUUAAGUAUCUCAGAAUCUCCAAUGUCAGCGGCAGUGGAUUUUACAUGGACUGGAGCACAGACUGCCCGGAGAACCAGACGUAUCAUGUACAUGUCUAUACACAGAACGGAUUUAGCAGCAGGCAUGAAAUCAGCCGGUCCCACAUGGAAAUAAGUGGAUUAAUGGCAGGUGACUUGUAUAUGGUCAAUGUCAGCUUCAUGGACUGCAUGGGGCACGUUCACUGGACGGAAGGAAGAGUAAAACACGAUGCACAAAUACUAAAUGUUACACUUAAAAUAACAAACUAUAACUUAACUGAGGCUCUCAGCAACACCAGCUCCACAGAAUAUUUGGACUUUGUAACCAAAUUUGUCCAAGAGACCAAACAGGCGCUAUCCAAGGACUUUGAUCCCACCCAGCUGAUGGUAGAGGUUGAAUCCCUAAAAGCUGGAAGUAUCCUCGUUUAUUUCACUGUAGCUCUCAUUGGCUCCCAGGCGCCACUCAAUCUCUCCCAAUCGUCAUUCUCAUUUAGGAACGAAAGCGGCUCAUUUGUCAUCGACAGCAAAUCUGUUUCUAUAACGGAUUUCAAUGAUUGUUCAUCACCUCUGGAUAACGACUGCCAUGAGAGUGCACAGUGCAUUAACCUUUACCUGUCCUAUACCUGUCAGUGUCUAGAAGAGUUUAUCGACAUUAACCCCAGCCGGCCUGGAAGGAAUUGUGUAGGGAAGAUGGGUUUUGUUGGCCCGCCAUUACUCAAUGCUACACAGCCAGGAACAAUAAAUGAACCAUCUCCUACAAGCUCAGCAGAUACAUCAUUCCAACCGUCAAUCACCUCUGAGCCAUCAUUACUUGUCAUUACUGCAAAUACAAUUACCCCAACCCAUGAAACUGGAGAUAAAGACAUGAGCCAUUCUGUAGAGAACUCCGAUGUUGGGAACAGUACCAGAUCAAUAAUGGAACAACCCAAAAGUGAAAAUGUAACAAACCCAACUGCUGCUUUACCUGAUCCAGUUCCUACUCAGAAUAAGAGCAAGUUGUCUGUCUGGAAUACGACCACCCCCCAUGAUGUCACUCAAUCUUCUACCACUUAUGUCUCAAGCCAAUCAUCAACAGAAAGUCCCACAUCUUCCAUGGUUACCAAUUUGAAAACUCCAAAUGGAACCACCAUGGGCCCUCCUAUGGCGUCUUUUGUACAUACAGAUACCACUGGUACUCCAUUGAUGUCCACCACAUCCAACUCUACCACUAAAGCUGGAACUAUGGAGAUGUCCCAACCACCAGCAAUCCAGGUUCCUGUGCCUGUGCUAUUAAGGGAUGCAAGCACAUUGAUCUGUGACGUGGGGAGGAUUGGGAUCAUCAUCCAAAGGACUUACCUGAAGCAGAAAUUUAUUGAUGAGAGCUCUCUUUAUCUUGGGAAUCCGGAAUGCAAUGUUACCCAGACUAAUGGCACCCAUGUCUUACUGCAGGCAGGAUGGAAUGAGUGUGGUACAGUAGAACACAGUAAUAAAACAAACGUAAUGGUGAAUACUUCCUUGUACCAUAACAUACCGACGUAUCCGUAUCCUACUGCUCGUCAGCUGAGCUCAAUUUUCUGUGUUUUUGCAAAUGAUAUUCUGGCAUCGACCGGAUACACGCCUUCCGGAGGGUUUCUUACCAUCAUUGAAAAACUGGAAGGGGGUGGAACAUUUCUGCCGGAAUUUCAGCUCUUUAGUGGAGACCAACCAAUUUCAGAAAACCUCACAUUCAAUGCGACUGAUAACAUCAAGGUUCAGAUUAGAAUCAAGGCAGAUGACAGCCAACUGAAGGUUGUGAUCAGUGAUUGUUGGGCCACGCCAAGUUGGAAUUCUGAGGAUCCAAUAUCUUUUCCCUUUAUUAAACAAAGCUGUGCUGUGACAGAAACGUCCACCAUCAUCCAUACAAAUGGCAUCUCUAAUAAUGCUACAUUUGAGACAAAGAUCUUUUCAUUUGUUGGGGAUCUUUCCGUUGUGUACAUUCAUUGUCGGCUUCAUGUGUGCAAGGAAACCGAGGGCUCGACCUGUAAACCGAUCUGCGGUGCGAUUUCAGCAAGAAGCAGCUCGCCAAAUAUAUACACAGGCCUUGCUCGAUUAGGGCCCAUACACCAAACUCCACAAUCAUUAAAGGAAGAAACCCCCAAGACGACCAAAAUGGGACCGGGCUACAUUGCUCUUAUUAUUGUAGUUGUCCUUGCCUUUGUGGCAGUUCUGGUGGCCAUUUUCAUCUGCUGGCACGAGAGAAGAACUGGAAAGUACAAGUUCACCUUUAAGUGUCAGGAUGUUGGAUACCAAGUAUUCUCUAACUAGUUAUGUAAAAUUCAGAAUUCAACAUGAGCUGAUGGAUACAGUCUUGUUUAGGAACAAACUGCAUUUUAGUUUUGUGAUGCUUUAAAAAUAUUAAACAAUUCAUCUUAGAAUCUUUUACAAAAGUGUUGGUAGUGGCAUUCUAGGACAACUAGCAAAUGGUCUUUCCCAUUUCACUUAUUUUCUUCUUGUUCUGCAUUUCUCCAGUUUGGUUAGUGUUUAAACUGCUAUUGGGGCGCUAGAGUGGCAAGAACAGCUAGGCAGUGAUUUUGUAAUAGGAUUAGGUAACAUGAAGACCAAUAGAAGAAAGUCCAAAGCACAUGUCUUCAGACCUUUUGUAUUUAGUCCGCCCUUUGCAGGUACACAUUUACUACCCCUUCCCAUAGAUCCAUAACAAGGUCACAGACUUAUAAAACAUGGGCAAGUCCACAAUGUUGAUCAGUGCUAUGGGUUUACCCGCAGGCAAUGGAGAUAUUUGAUGGGUCUUAGUCAGCAUCUUGUGUUACCAGCAAAUGAUUACUGAUCCUGGGCCACCUUGGUAGAGGGCCCUGUGCAGAUGUAUGGCCAUGGCCAUGAUCCCCCCCAGUCACAUUCAUUAUAAUAAAACCACACCCACAAACUAUACAAACCCCACCCACCAUCUUGCAAGCCAUACCCCUCUGCAACCUGUAAAUCAAAUUUUGCAUCUCCUGGGUACCCUCUGCCAUGGGGUCCCUGACAGCAGACCCUGUAUCCCCCUGAUAGUGGCCAUGGGAUACUCAAACCCCCUUAAUAGUGACCAAGGAUAGUAAAAACAUCAAAUAAUCAUUCACCCUAAUUGGCCUUCCAUGUGAAAGUGCUUCCAGCAAUUUCAGGCGGGAUCAGACCUAUAGUAUGGGGGUCGUUUGGGAACCAAAAGAGAAAGGUAAAUAAAAAUGAAAAUCUAUCCUUAGAAUCAACCUGUCUUCUGGUAGGUAGGCUCACUGAUUCUAGCAACCAAAAAGCAUUUUAAAGUGUAGUCUAGAGAGCGGGAAAUGCUUUCAAAAUAACAAAAAAUUAAGCCUAAUUGGAAUUCUUCUGGUUAAAAGUAGGUGAGAAUGAUAAAAUCAUUUAAAAGUCUGAAAUAGUUCUAGUAUGUUCUUUUAAUUUGAUAAAUAUAUGAAUUACUCAAACCUUGUCAGGCCUCAUUAGUCAUUAGCAGCUAUGGGGUCAAUACUUACUGAACUUAGCAUUUAUAUUAUAUGUAGAUCAAGAACUAACCUGAAAGAGCAUAUUGUAAUUAAAAUACUCCUUCUACACGUGAAGACAGACCUUUAUAUUUAUACCCAUAUUCUCAUGUACUCAGAAAUAUAUUUAUAAAACAUUAUUUUUAUAGUCUCUUCCGGAGUAAAAUGAUAUUUAAUCUCCACAGUCGGUUUAUAUCAGUUAUUUUGGACUAAAGAUUUACUUAUCAAAUAUUUGAAAAAAUAAAUUAUAAAUGCUAUAAAGUAUUCUGUAACAGUUGCGUAUAUUUGUGAGGAAAGCUUCAUGCCAUUGUGCAAGAUAUCUGAAUGCCUUGUGUUGGUUGAUAAAUGAAGGGAACGGUCUUCUUUGCUUGUUGUGUUUGUGCAUUGUCCUUUCAAGAGUUGCCUUGGUGCAGCUUACUGUUCUACAUAAUAAAAAGAGUCAAUUAUCUAUGUAUGUAACUUAUAAAGCGGAACCAUAUUUUGCUAAAU